AUGAGGAUAUCUGCGCUGUUCGCCUUCGAAGCAGUCUAUGUGGAGCGGAGUUUUGACAAACGAAGUACAUACUGCGGGCGCGAGGCUAUACGGGAGUACUGGGAGACCCAGAUCGUUGGCAAGCAGUCGAACAUUGGAUUUCGGCAUGUUGUCGGCGACAUGGUUCUGGACUCUGGAAAACGGAAGGCGGUGGUGAAAUGGCUGGCGGAGUUUGACAAUGUGCGCUAUCGUGUGAAGGAGAGGCAGAAGCGAUGCCAUUUCGUGCAGGUAGCAAUUCUGGAGUUCUCGCCUGACUUGCGGGAGCUAACCUACUUGGAGGAGUACAUGCAGAGUGUCUCUGGCCCCGGAUUCAGAUGGCCAGGCCUAUCUGCGCCUGAGCAUCAGCUGCGGGCGAUGCUGCGCAUGGAGCCAGAAUCCUUCGGCACGCCGCCGUCCCCUGCUCGGUGUCAGCGCUGCGGUCUUGACUUUCCGUCAAGAAAUGCUCUCUUCCGCCACAUUCGUAACGGGUCCUGCUAUGAUGGCAGCCCUGCGGCCCCGCCAUCCAUCCUGUUUCGGGAGUCGCGCCGGCACGUAGCGCUGACGGUCUCCUACCACCAGUGGGAGGAUGACCUUUGGAAGGAGCUGGUGGCUGCUGCGUGGGCAGCUUUCCCCCCCAGCCAGGCGGAGGCAGAGAAGAAGGUGCCUUCACCUCGGCUCUCAGGCGCCGUGCCCUGCAGACGAGCCAAGAACGCAGUCGUAAACGUUUUCGGAUUGCGCCUUCCCAAAUCCGCUGAGGAGGUCUCGGACAACGAGGUUCGAGAGCGUAUUCAACAGGAGUUGGCUCAUGUCGCCAACUUUCGCAUCCUUGCCUGCACGGGGGUUGGCUGCAAUUUUCAUGCCUCUUCUUUUUGUGAGGUGCAGCGGUAUGAGGUGAUGAUCCCCUGGUCGAUACUAGAGACGGAUCCAUGCCUGGAGAGACGAAAGCUUUAUGAAGGUUCAUCAGUGCGUUUUGACCGUGAGCUUGCAAGACGUUUGAAAGCCGGAAUCCAGCAUUUUCGGCCUGGGCCACGCUUUUGGCUGAAUUUCUGCGAUGCACGCAGCAUAGGCAGAGGUGAUCCUCCGGAGUUCGCCCUGAAUCGCUUCCGCGCCACUGUGGGCCCUGAUGGAUGGUUCAUCCUAUCUCUAGGCAUUCAAAGUGCCCUGCCAGGCAUGAUAGAGAGGAUCGUUGGAGGCCUCGUUCUGUGGAUGCGAGGCUUUGUGCCGGACGACUUUCUGAUGGAAGCUCUUUCCGAUAAACCGACGCCAGUACCGAAAGUUCCCAGCUUCUGCAUCUAUUUACGAUCUCCACACAUGUAUCGCUACGAGCACAAGCACAGCAUCAGCCUGACAAAGUGUUCUGGGAUGGAUGACUAUCUCGUAGAAAUGCAGAAGCGAAUCGUCGCAGAGGAGGAAGCCACUGGGACGCUGCAGUCCUGGGCUGAUGGGCUCCCUCUCUGGCUAGACCAGAAGCUCGAAUACGACAGUCUCUGGUCAAUGCAGCUGUCCACUUUGCCCAUGAAGACGGUCCGUCGGGAGCAGCGCAAAGACGCCGCGAAUGCACCAACUGCAGCGCGCGAUGCAGAGAGGCAUGAGAAGGUGCUUCAAGUCAGACGACGGGAGCUUCUCCAUCAUUGGCGGGAGGCCGCUCUGCUUUUCAAGAAGGCAAGGCUCUGGCAGAUUCAGCGGCCUCGUCUGGUCAUGGACAUCACCGGGCAGACAAUGCUCGCUGCUUCCUUCCUGGUGCUGGCGCGGCGUGCUCGCCAAAGGCGAGCUGCGCGCAAGGCGCAGGAGAAAGUGCACGCAAUGUGCCACAAAUCUAAGCUCUUGAGAAGCUUCGAUGAGUGGGCGAAGGUGUACGAGUUUGAGUCCUCCAGCUUCUAUGCAUCGCGUCUUCUCGACCGCUGGAAGCUUUCAAGGCUUUUGGAGCGCUGGAAGCAGCAUACCGUCUUCAGAGCUGGCUUUGCGUCGCAUGUCAACAAAAAGACCGACAAUGCCAAACUCCAGCGUCUUGCCAACUGCAUGACGGCCUGGAAAGAGAGGCUACAGCUUCGGCAGUUGGUUGCUGGCAUGUGGCUCGCACGUCGACGGGCCUGGAACUCGGCGCUGUUCAUGGCCUGGAAGAGCUAUGCGAACAAGGUUGCAGAGCAGCGGCGGCAGCUGCGGCGUCUUUACCGCAUCACGAAGUUCCGCCAGGCCAGCCGCGGUGCAAAGCAGCGCCGCAGCGUGGUCGACGCGAGGACGGUCGGCCAGUUUUUCAGGGCCUAUGCCGCAUGGGUGGCGCAGGCACGUGCAGUGCAG
Messenger RNA from Symbiodinium pilosum, 2316 nucleotides. NCBI's taxonomy places the organism in Eukaryota, Dinophyceae, Suessiales, Symbiodiniaceae. The record is from the annotation of a GenBank genome assembly.